This is a messenger RNA of Magnolia sinica, 651 nucleotides long. RefSeq lists its product as uncharacterized. The transcript has a single exon. Bases 54 to 401 code for a protein of 115 amino acids. Lineage: Eukaryota; Viridiplantae; Streptophyta; Magnoliopsida; Magnoliales; Magnoliaceae. The record is from RefSeq and is a predicted model, not a curated record.
AAGCUGGGCAUUUACCCCCUUAUCAGUCUCUCUCUUCUUCUUCUUCUGAAAACAUGUCUUCCAAGGCGUUUUCAGCUGCCACUGGGAUGCUGAGAAGCAGGAUCAAGUCAUCCAUCCGCACGAGGGGUGGCGGAGGAGAAGGCCCGAGCCGUUGGUCGAGCCCGGGCACGCAGGAGCGGCCCAACGGCUAUCCCUUCAACCGGACCCCACCUCCUCCGGGCCAGUCCAGGAAAUGGGAAGACUGGGAACUUCCUUACUACAUCACGGCCUUCCUCACCGUCGUCAUCCUCGGCGUCGGCCUCAACGCCAAGCCCGAUUUUACCCUCGAGACCUGGGCCCACAAGAAAGCCCUUGAGCGCCUCGAGUCCCAGAACAUCACCCCCGUUCGUGAUAUCGACUGAUCGAACGGCCCCCAUCCGUUCCCGCACGGUCAGUGUCUCCCGUUCUCUUCCUUCUUCUUCUUUUCCUGCUUUUUUCCUUGAAUGGGUUUCAGGCCGUUCGAUUAGAUCUCAUGUGGGUUUUUUGUGAUCCAAUAAAGAUAUAAGACUGUUGAAUUGGGUGACCUUGAAUUCUAAAAUUUCAAAUUUAGGGUUUCUUUUAUGGGUUUGGAGAUACGUCAGAAUACUUAUUUCAGAUUCUCCCUUUUUGUGA